Molecule: messenger RNA, 2360 nt
Organism: Rubroshorea leprosula
Lineage: Eukaryota; Viridiplantae; Streptophyta; Magnoliopsida; Malvales; Dipterocarpaceae
Source: the annotation of a GenBank genome assembly
CUCAUUUUCAGGGAAAGCUCAGGGAAAAGGAAGAACAGUCUAAGACGAUCCCUGACUCUGAGAACAUUUCCAUUACUUGAAAAAAAUCUCAACUGGGGGAAAGGAAGAAGAGGAGAAGAAAACCCAGUAUCAUUUUGCAUUAAACGUUCCGAAAUCAAUUUGGCACAUUCAGAGAAACUAAUAUGUGUGGAGGUUUCAUUCACUGAGGUGGUGAGUUGACUUCAUAGGACGCUAACUGCUGAAGGUGGAUUGGAGUUUGCUUUAAAUAGUCAACUUAGUGAUUUUGAAGUAGUUUGAUAUGGGUAUUGUGAGCUUUGCUGCAUGUUUUAAAACCCAUGGAAAAUUACUUGAUGGCUUAUGUUUGCUAAGCUGAGUGAUCAUCUCAAGCUUCACCAGAAGUUUGGUGCUGGAGCUAGAAAGACUUUAUAUUGUUUGAGGAAUUGAUUUUCAGUGCUGUGAUGGGCUGUUGUUGUUCCAACUUAACAGCCUGUUGUUGUGCCAACUUAACAGCCUGUUGUUGUUCCAACUUAAUAGCCUGUUGUUGGGGCUCAGGUCAAAACAAAUCAAUUUCCCAGGCCCAUGACGCUGAAAACGUGGAGAAGAGCGAGGUUGAUGACCUGCCUCUGUUCUGUGAAUACUCUAUAGAGACUCUCAAGAUGGCUACAUCUGGAUUUGCUGUAGAGAACAUUGUUUCUGAACAUGGAGAAAAGGCUCCAAAUGUGGUUUACAAGGGGAAGUUGGAAAAUCAAAGGCUGAUUGCUGUUAAGCGUUUUAAUAGAUCUGCAUGGCCUGAUGCCCAACAGUUCUUGGAAGAAGCAAAAGCUGUUGGUCAGCUUCGGAACAACAGAUUGACAAACUUACUUGGUUGUUGCUGUGAAGGUGAUGAGAGGUUGCUUGUUGCAGAAUUUAUGCCCAAUGACACAUUGGCCAAGCACCUUUUUCACUGGGAAACACAGCCAAUGCAAUGGGCAAUGCGACUAAGGGUAGCUUUGCAUAUUGCACAAGCUCUAGAAUACUGUACCAGCAAAGGACGUGCACUCUAUCAUGAUCUUAAUGCUUAUAGAAUUGUUUUUGAUGAUGAGGGCAAUCCCAAAUUGUCAUGCUUUGGUCUUAUGAAGAACAGUAGAGACGGAAAAAGUUACAGUACAAACCUGGCGUUUACUCCUCCUGAGUAUCUGAGAACAGGAAGAGUAACGCCAGAAAGUGUAAUAUAUAGUUUUGGGACCCUUUUGCUUGAUCUUCUCAGUGGAAAACAUAUUCCUCCAAGCCAUGCAGUUGACCUUAUACGUGACAGGAAUAUUCAGAUGCUAACAGAUUCUUGUUUGGAAGGCCAAUUUUCAAAUGAUGAUGGGACUGAGUUAGUGCGUUUAGCAUCACGUUGUUUGGAAUAUGAACCUCGAGAGCGGCCAAAUCCAAAGUCAUUAGUAGCUGCACUAAUUCCUCUUCAGAGGGAAACUGAGGUUCCUUCUCCCAUAUUAAUGGGUUUGCAGAAUGCUUCUGAAGCCUUACCUUUAUCCCCAUUUGGUGAGGCCUGCUUAAGAAUGGAUUUGACUGCCAUACAUGAGAUCCUAGAAAAGACUGGGUAUGAGGAUGAUGAAGGUGCAGCUGAGCUUUCUUUCCAGAUGUGGACUGACCAGUUGCAAGAAACUAUAAAUUCAAAGAAAAAGGGGGAUGCAGCUUUUAGGCAUAAUGAUUUCAAAGCUGCCAUUGAAUGUUACACCCAGUUCAUUGAUGUUGGAACCAUGGUUUCUCCAACUGUAUAUGCUCGCCGUAGCCUGUCUUAUCUAAUGAGUGACUUGCCACAGGAAGCCCUAAGUGAUGCUUUGCAAGCUCAGGUGAUAUCUCCUGUUUGGCAUAUUGCAUCCUACUUACAAGCUGCUGCUCUUUUGGCACUAGGAAAGAAGAAUGAGGCACAAACACCUCUUAAGGAGGGAUCUGUACUUGAAAGUCAAAGGAAUAAUGUUACUUGACCACAAGGAAAUCAAGGCCAGAAUAAGAUUUCCCCUUCAUCUCUCUCACAUCAAAUAGAAGAUGAUUAUCAAUUGGCAAAAACAAGCCUUUCAUACUUUCCAGGCACAAAGAUCAGAGCUUUGUAAGCCACUAAAGAAGCCCACGAAGUGGAAUGGGUGCACAAAAUUCGAAACUUGUGUGUGUUCAUGGUGACGGUUCUUUCAACAUUAUUGGAUGUGGGUUAGUUUUGGUCAGUUUGUUUGACAAGGGUAUUGGGUAUUGGGUAUUGGGUAUUGGGACGGUUCCAUUCAUUCAAGAAAGCAUCUGUCCUUUGUUUCUUGAUACAGCCAUUAGGGUAUUUCUGUUGUUUAAAGUUACAUUUAAAGGGUGAAUACAAGAUGUUAUCAUGC